Aquila chrysaetos chrysaetos is the source of this 3474-nucleotide messenger RNA. Its product is annotated as C-type lectin domain family 4 member A-like. The record is from RefSeq and is a predicted model, not a curated record. The coding region runs from base 1849 to 2958 and encodes 369 amino acids. The transcript is spliced from 12 exons. NCBI's taxonomy places the organism in Eukaryota, Metazoa, Chordata, Aves, Accipitriformes, Accipitridae.
CAGAGCUUUCCCUUUCCAAAGCUGAGUUUGAGCUCCCACAGCUCCACUUUUGGACAUGGUUUGUUCUGCUUGAAACCCUCAGCUCUUGCUAAAACUUGGCAGAGAUGUGGGCAGGGGAGGAAUGUACAAACCCUUUUGGGGAGGAACUUUUCUCCCUCAUCUCUCCUACUUUUCUUUCCUUCCACCACAUUCUGCCUGGUACUGUAACCGUAGCAUUUUGGGGAGCUGCUGGUCUCUGUGAAAGUGCUAGAAUGUCACUCCAGGUGGUUUUGCUCAGGACACAAAGUGUUGCUGCUGACUCAGGCCUGCCUGUGGUGCAGUGCUGCUACCUGACAAAUUAGUGUGGCUUUGCAGUGCUACCUUCUGUUUUAUCCGUCCCACUCUCUGCUCUUGCCUCCCUUUCUCACUCUUGGUUCAGUCCUUCCCUAUUUCUUCUUCACCCCUGGAUGCUCCAAUGUCCUUUUCUCUGAGCUUUCACAACUCCAUAUAACACAUUUGUUCCUAGGUCUCCUAGUGUAUCCGCAUGGGACCCUGGUUCACUUUCUGUCAUCAGCCUCCCAGAAGAGCUCCCAUCUCCCUGCAGCUCUGGCCAGUGUGGUCAGCCACGCAGAAGGGCGCAGGGUGCCUUUCUCUCAGGUCCCAGCAGGCUGCAGUGCUCCCACACUGUCCGCUGGAGCUGGGGGAGCUCAGCUCCUGCAGUGAGAACUGCAGCAUCCUGUCCCUCCCUGCCCUCACCAGUUCCUUGCAGGCAGGGUUCACAGUGGGAUUACUUAUUGCUAGAUCCCCUCUAACCAGCCAAAGCCCUCAGGAGCUCUCUAGGAGCUCUCACUGCCUGAAUCCUUUGAUUAGGUAUCUGCCAUCCCUUACGAACUGCUCAAUGGUGGGCCUUGGGGCCUCAUUCUCUGUGCUUCAGUGCCUUCUGAUGCUCUUCCCUUGGCUGCAAGGGCUCUGCUCUCCCUUUAUUACCUCCAUGGCCUUAAUCCCUAGGGGAGGAGCAAGAUGGUGUGGAGAGGGAAGACCAAGAGGGUGGCAUGCAUUCACUUCUGAUGCUCUUCUCACCCAGGUGCAGGGACAAAAAGCCAGGAUUGGGUUUAGGCUGUCUGAGUGACCUGGAGGACUGUGCUAAGUAGAGAUGCCAUUAGAGCAGGCGAUGGCAGGACUGUGCUAUCAGCGGGCAGCGGUAAGAUCAGAGCAAAGAGUUUUAUGAAAGGACUGGGUGUGGGCUGUGCUUGGAUAAGAUCUUGUGCUAUCAGUGCUCCAUUCAAGAAACUGAACAAAACCACAUGAAUGACAGUCAAUGGAGAGAAUACAAUUUGGCUAGAGAAAUCCCCCCUCUCCCCCAUUUCUGUCUUUCUGCCUUUCUUGCUCUCUGCUUUGCUUUCCAGAAUGCAGCAAACUGCCUUCCCUCUGCCUGUGCCCACACAGCUUGCAGAGCAACCACCUAAAGGCAGUAGCCAGAGCAUGAGUAAGGAGGGAGAGCAGGACUGUUGUGCUGAGCAAACACACGAGUCCUAGAAAGGAGCUGGGGCUUGCGAGUGGAAAGUUUGAAACCCUGCCAGGAAGUAAGCCUUUUCCCCAUGAGACCAAGUUUCCAUAGUGCUGGGGCUGAUUUCCUGGGCUAAGAACCCGAAGAUCUGUUCAGAGCAUUUCUGAGCUCCCAGGAACCCUCAGUUUAUCACCAGUGUUUCCAGCGUUCAGCACAGCCUUCUGUGACAGACAGAGGGUGAAUGAGCAGUUGGGAAAGGCUCGGUAACUUAUUGUUGUCUCCCUCUGGAACCAGGGACUUCAAAGCCCCACCUUUUAUGUGGCAAAACUAAGGACAAGGGCCAGUGAUCACCCUGUGAUUAAAUGGCAUCAGAAAUCACCUAUGCUGAGGUGAAGUUCAAGAAUGCAUCACCGGCUGCAGUGGGCAAAGUACCUCCUGAGAAGAAGAAGCGUGAGCACCAUCCCCAGAAAUACCCUCUAUGGCUCCCGUGGCUGAUCUCACUGCUGCUCCUCUUGGUGUGCAUUGCCCUUGUUACUGCUCUCCUUGUCGCUCCCUUCUUCCAUAGCGGUGACCAGCCCACAGCCCUGCAGCAGAACUUCAUGGAGUGGCGGUGCAUCUCGGCGUUGCCUCAAGGCAAAGAGCAAGGCUGGACAUGCUGUCCGAAGGGCUGGAAACGCUUUCAAAAAAGCUGCUAUUUUUUCUCAAAUGAUACAAUGCACGGCAUUGAGAGUGAGCAGAACUGCACUGGGAUGGGCUCCCACCUGGUGGUGAUCAACAGUGAAGCAGAGCAGGCUUUCCUCUCUAAGGAGGUUCAACUACCUUUUAGAGGAGAGAAUUACUACAUCGGUCUGAGUGCACAGGAGGUGGGCCAGUGGCACUGGGUGGACGAUACUCCAUUUAAUGCGACGGCAGCGCCCAGAAGAAGAGAGAAACUGCUCCUGGCUGAACCCCUGGGUCUUCCUUGCUUCUGUCCUUGUCAUCAAAACUGCCUUUGUAACGGUCUGCCUUGUUCUUUUCCUUCGUGGAAGCUAUGGCCAGUACAAGACUCUGCUCCAGAAUGCUACAGAGUGGCUCUGCGUCCCCAGCGUAUCUGCAGGCAAAGGAUGUCCUGGCUCGAGAGUGAGCAGAACUGCACUGGGAUGGGCUCCCACCUGGUGGUGAUCAACAGUGAAGCAGAGCAGGAGUUCCUCUUCAACUUGGCGAAAGGAGUAUUUACUAAAGCCUAUGAAACGAAAUACUACAUAGGCUUAAGUGCUUACAAAAAUGGGCAAUGGCAGUGGGUGGAUCAGACUCCAUAUAAGGCGGCAGCCACGUUCUGGAAACCUGGGGAACCCAAUUUACUCUUUGCAGAAAAAUGUGCUGCAAUUCACGUCAAGGGAAACAGAGACUCCAGCACUUACAGUAACUGGAAUAACAUCCUUUGCUUCACAAGUUGCUAUCGAAUUUGUGAACUGGAAGUCAAAUUUGUCUAAGGAAGGAAACUCCAUUUUGAAUGAAGGACCUGAAGGAGUAUCCUUGAGAAAGGGCUGCUCAUGAAAGAGCUGAUGAAAAGCUGGCCUGAGCUCACACAAAUGCUUUAUCUUGCAAUGUAGGAUGAGUUCCCAGCCUGCACCCCUGCAUCUCUUUCCAAGAUGGAGAUCAGUCCUGGAUGAAAUCGCUAAGGCUGCUGUAAAGGACCUACUGUGCCACUUUUCACUCUCCUCCCUCACAGAUGGGUGCCCUGAUCCUCCAGUAUGUUCCUUGACUCCUUGUCCAGUUGAUAUCUCAGUGAUGCAGAAAAGGCCCUCUCUGUUUCAUAAAAGGAUACUGGUCCUACAAAUCACUGGAGUAGAAUUUGAAAGAAGAGCAUUCAGUGGAGUGUGCUUGGCCAGUCCCUGAAGGGAACAAUUAUUCAUGGCUUAUCUUUAAUGUUUCCUUCUUCCUUCAGCAUAUUCUGUGUUGAUAAGUUAAAACAACCAUAUCAAUAAAUGUUAAUUCUGCUCUUUGGA